UUAGCGCUGGAGCAAAGGUGAAUACAUUGCGCCAAGGGGAAAGAACGUCUUCAAUCAAAUACGGAGUUGCGACCAUCCUGUUGGCGACGCGGAGACUAUCCAACUCAGAAACCCAUUGUAUACACCUGGAAGGGCGACGCGUGAGGAGCGACCACGAGCAGCCAAGAAUAGUUGGGAUGUGUGCUUUAGCACCAGCGUAACAUACUCCGAGCAUCGUCUGUCUUUUGGUGGAUUCCCCCGACUGGCCGAGUGAAGGAAUCUGACCAGAAUUCUGCCUCACCCAAUAAACGAACCUGGACCGCAACGGACGCACGACGAGAGAGAUUUUGCUCGGCAUUGAAUCUACAACCUCUACUCUCCAAACAACCAAAGAAUCGACCGUUAUCGACGAAGCUGAACAACGAACCCUCCUACUGAUCAUGCGACCACGAUUACGAGGUCAAACUGCUCUUGCGAUCAGCUUGAGCGGGCUCAUACAGGUCUCAAUUGCCAGUAUAUCAUUCUCCGACCUCCAGCCCAUUUCCGGCUUUCCUUCGCUGUGCACAAAAGCCUAUGGCACACUCAUCGACAGCUGUCAGGUUAGCGACUUCCCCGGGGUUGGUGGCACGGGUUCAUGUUCUGUCAACUGCGAGAUUGCGCUGGAAACGGUGCAGAUCAUUGUACGACGAGCGUGCUAUGGUGAAGAGGCACCCGCCGACAGUCUGAUUGGUCAGUUAUUCAUUGGAAACGUCGUCGCCUUUCUCUGUGAUCAACCUUCUGCUGCAACGACGAGUACGGCGGGCAGUGGGGCGACAUCACAGACGAUAUACACAGACACAAUGACAUUCGCGACAUCGACUUCAACACAAGCCACAGUUUCGAUGGCUACAUCGUCAAACACGGCAAGCAAUACGGCGAGCAGCACUGCUUCAACCAAUUCACAAACCACUGCUGGUAGUGCAUCCACAACGUCAUCGAGUGAAACCACCAGCAGUACCGAUACCAACACUAGCAAGUCAUUAUCUACUUCCAUUUCCACAAGUCGCUUGAAUUCUUCAGCGACAUCAUUACAGACUUCUACCUCCACCAAGACCACGACACACACCUCAAAAUCAUCUACUACCACAUCGUCAUCGCAUGCAUCUACGUCAACGCAGAGUUCCUCGGGCAACGGCGGCGAGAGCGGCGAUGGUGGCAGUGGUGGUGGAAGCCCCUUCGAUUCCCAAUUCAGCUCCGGCGCUGCGCCGUCAAUAGCGUUGCAAGCGCAGAUGCUGUUCCUGAGUUUGCUUGUUUUGAUGAUAACACUGUGAUGAAAAAUGAUGAUACCCAGCAACGCAAAGGAAGUUGCGACCUGUACUUUUAUUUCGGAGCCUUCGGGCCCUGUUCACGUUUGGAGCGAUGAAGAACCUUUGUAUCAGCGAGCACACGAGAACAUAAUACGGAAGGACUGAUGAGAGUGGGUAAUGGCAUACGGAAGGGAUUGAUGAUACCCGAC
Molecule: messenger RNA, 1474 nt
Organism: Exophiala viscosa
Lineage: Eukaryota; Fungi; Ascomycota; Eurotiomycetes; Chaetothyriales; Herpotrichiellaceae
Exons: 1
Coding region: 420-1289 (289 amino acids)
Source: RefSeq, a predicted model, not a curated record